AGGGCGCUCGGGGCAGCUGGGCUGGAGCUUCAGUCCGCCUCUGAGGGGACUUUGGCGUCACCUGGCUGCCGCCAGGCCACCUGUUGCUCUCUGGGUCCCGCGUCCCAGGAGCAGGUGCCGGGACUGCGCGGACGCUGCAACUUGUGGCCCCCAGCGGACUCCCAGCCGCCAGCUACUGGCUCUGAGGAGGUUUCGGGGAAGGGCACGCCCGCAGUCACAUGGAGAGCGGCAACGGGACGCCCCUGGCCGGGGCACUCGGGGCGGCGGCCGAAUCCCCCCAGUGCCGGUUGCCGCCCGGAGGGGAGGGCGCGACGGGGCUGGCUGAGCCCGACCGAGCCGCGGAGGACGCUGCAGCAGGCAGCUGCGGCGGGAGCGGGGGCGGGCCACCGCGGGCUCUGCGGGCAAUAUACGUGCGCAGCGAGAGCUCCCAAGGCGGCGCCGUCGGCGGCCCUGAGGCCGGGGCUCUGCAGUGCCUGCUUCGGGCCUGCGAGGCUGAGGGCGCCCACCUCACCUCCGUGCCCUUCGGGGAGCUAGACUUCGGGGAGACGGCGGUGCUCGAUGCCUUCUACGAUGCAGAUGUUGCUGUUGUAGACAUGAGUGACUUCUCCAGACAGCCUUCCCUCUUCUACCAUCUUGGAGUCCGUGAAAGCUUUGACAUGGCCAAUAAUGUGAUCCUGUACCAUGAUACCGAUGCCGACACAGCACUGUCACUGAAGGAUAUGGUAACUCAAAAAAACACAGCAUCUAGUGGAAAUUAUUAUUUCAUCCCCUACAUUGUGACACCAUGCGCUGAUUAUUUUUGCUGUGAGAGUGACGCCCAGAGGCGAGCCUCGGAGUACAUGCAGCCCAACUGGGAUACCAUUCUGGGCCCGCUGUGCAUGCCCCUGGUGGACAGGUUCAUUAGCCUCCUCAAGGACAUCCAUGUGACCUCAUGUGUUUAUUACAAAGAAACCUUGUUGAAUGACAUCCGGAAAGCCAGAGAGAAAUACCAGGGUGAUGAACUGGCAAAGGAGCUGGCUCGGAUCAAACUCCGCAUGGAUAAUAUUGAAGUUCUGACAUCAGACAUCAUCAUUAAUUUACUCCUGUCCUACCGUGAUAUCCAGGACUAUGAUGCGAUGGUCAAGCUGGUAGAAACUCUGGAGAUGCUGCCUACAUGUGAUUUGGCUGAUCAGCAUAACAUUAAAUUCCACUAUGCAUUUGCAAUGAAUCGGAGAAACAGUGCAGGUGACCGUGAGAAGGCUCUUCAGGUCAUGCUCCAGGUUCUGCAGAGCUGUGACCACCCAGCUCCUGACAUGUUUUGCCUGUGUGGGAGGAUCUACAAGGAUAUCUUCUUGGAUUCAGACUGUAAAGAUGCUGCCAGCAGAGACAGUGCCAUUGAGUGGUAUCGCAAGGGGUUUGAACUGCAGUCAUCUCUUUAUUCGGGAAUUAACCUUGCAGUUUUGCUGAUUGUUGCUGGACAACAAUUUGAAACUUCCAUGGAACUAAGGAAAAUAGGUGUUCGACUGAAUAGUUUGUUGGGAAGAAAAGGGAGCUUGGAGAAAAUGAACAAUUACUGGGAUGUUGGCCAGUUUUUCACUGUCAGCAUGUUGGCCAAUGAUGUCGGGAAGGCGGUGCAAGCAGCAGAAAGGCUAUUCAAGCUGAAACCUCCAGUCUGGUAUCUGCGAUCAUUAGUUCAGAACUUGUUAUUAAUUCGGCGCUUCAAGAAACCCAUUAUUGAACAUUCACCUAGGCAAGAACGGCUUACCUUCUGGUUAGAUAUAAUUUUUGAAGCAACAAAUGAAGUUAGUAAUGGACUCAGAUUUCCAGUUCUGGUGAUAGAGCCAACCAAAGUCUACCAGCCUUCUUAUGUUUCUAUCAACAAUGAAGCUGAGGAGAGAACAGUUUCUUUAUGGCAUGUAUCACCCACAGAAAUGAAACAAAUCCACGAAUGGAAUUUUGCAGCCUCUUCAAUUAAAGGAAUAAGCCUAUCUAAGUUUGAUGAACGGUGUUGUUUUCUUUAUGUCCAUGAUAACUCUGAUGACUUUCAAAUCUACUUUUCCACUGAAGACCAGUGUAGUAGGUUUUGCUUUUUGGUGAAAGAGAUGCUAACCAAUGCAUCAGGCAGUACAGUAGAGCUGGAAGGAGAGGCUGAUGGAGACACCUUAGAGUAUGAGUAUGACUACGAUGCAAAUGGGGAGAGAGUUGUUUUGGGGAAAGGAACCUACGGGAUUGUGUAUGCUGGCCGAGACCUGAGCAAUCAAGUGCGAAUAGCCAUCAAAGAAAUCCCAGAGAAAGACAGCAGGUACUCUCAGCCUCUGCAUGAGGAGAUAGCCCUGCAUAAAUACCUCAAGCACCGCAAUAUUGUCCAGUACCUGGGCUCGGUUUCAGAGGAUGGCUACAUCAAGAUAUUUAUGGAACAGGUGCCUGGAGGAAGCCUCUCUGCUCUUUUGCGAUCCAAAUGGGGGCCAAUGAAGGAGCCCACUAUCAAGUUUUAUACCAAACAGAUCCUGGAAGGCCUUAAGUAUCUCCAUGAAAACCAGAUAGUGCACAGAGACAUAAAGGGUGAUAAUGUUCUGGUAAACACCUACAGUGGAGUGGUGAAAAUCUCUGAUUUUGGAACCUCUAAACGUCUCGCAGGAGUGAACCCAUGCACAGAAACCUUUACUGGUACUCUGCAGUAUAUGGCACCUGAGAUUAUUGAUCAAGGACCUCGUGGGUAUGGUGCCCCAGCUGAUAUCUGGUCUCUGGGCUGCACCAUCAUUGAGAUGGCCACCAGCAAGCCUCCAUUCCAUGAGCUUGGUGAACCACAGGCAGCAAUGUUCAAAGUGGGAAUGUUUAAGAUCCACCCUGAGAUUCCAGAAGCUCUUUCAACUGAAGCCAGAACCUUCAUCUUAUUCUGUUUUGAGCCUGACCCUCAAAAACGGGCCACUGCCACUGAUCUACUCAGAGAGGGUUUCUUAAGGCAGGUGAACAAGGGCAAGAAGAACCGAAUUGCUUUCAAGCCCUCAGAAGGAACCCGCAUUGUCACCAGUGCCCUGGCCCUGCCAUCACCAGGGGAACCUCUGGGCAGUAGCAGCAGCGAGCAUGGCUCCAUCUCCCCAGACUCUGAUGCCCAGCCUGACACAUUCUUUGAGAGGACACAGGUGCCCAAGCACCAGCUCAGUCACUUUCUCAGCGUUCCAGACGAGAGCUCAGCCUCAGAAGACCGGAACGCACCUUUGUCCCCAGACGACAGGGACCAGGGCCUCUUUCUGCUGCGCAAGGACAGUGAGCGCCGUGCCAUCUUGUACAAAAUCCUUUGGGAAGAGCAGAAUCAGGUGGUUUCUAACUUGCAGGAGUGUGUGACCCAGAGCUCAGAGGAGUUGCAUCUCUCAGUUGGUCAUAUCAAGCAAAUAAUCGGGAUCUUGAGAGACUUCAUUCGCUCCCCAGAGCACAGGGUGAUGGCAUCCACAAUAUCAAAGCUGAAGGUGGACCUGGAUUUUGACAGCUCAUCCAUCAAUCAGAUUCACCUGGUACUGUUUGGAUUUCAGGAUGCUGUAAAUAAAAUUUUGAGGAACCACUUAAUUAGGCCCCACUGGAUGUUUGCAAUGGAUAACAUCAUCCGCAGAGCAGUGCAAGCUGCGAUCACCAUUCUUAUCCCAGAGCUCCGAGCUCACUUUGAGCCUACGUCUGAGACCGAAGGGGUAGAUAAGGACACAGAUGAAGUGGAAGACGACUAUCCCUUAGUAGACCUGCCUGGAAGCGAAGCACAUGUGGCAUCGGGAGGGAGAAGACCUAGUGCAGCUGUUGCCGAGGAGGCCCAGCCCCACCAGCAGCACCUGAGCCUCCAGCUGAGCAAGCUCAGGCAGGAGAGCAACAGACUCUUGGAACACCUAGUCCAAAAAGAGAGAGAGUACCAGAAUCUUCUACGGCAAACGCUAGAACAGAAAACUCAAGAAUUAUAUCACCUUCAAUUACAAUUCAAUUAUAAUGGUAUGACAAAGAACCUAGCACCCCCUCCUAGGCAGGGAACAGAUAAAGAGCUUAUAGACUGGCUACAACUGCAAGGAACAGAUGCAAAUACAAUUGAAAAGGUAAAUUUAUAACCAAAAACUAUUCCUAUGAUAUUCUUAAAAGCUGCUUAUUUCUUAUGUAUUUGAUCUUUGUUUCAGAUUGUUGAAGAAAAUUAUACACUUUCUGAUAUUCUUAACGAUAUCACUAAGGAAGACUUACGAUGCCUUAGACUACGGUAAGAGCUUCAAAACGGCUUAUUAGAACCUUUUCUGGGUAAAUAUAUUAAAGUAGGCAAUAGUGCUGGUAACUUCCCCUCUUUGAAAUUCAUUCCCUUUCCAGUGUCUUUGAAAACAUACUACCUCUUCUCCCUCCAAAAUCUUGGCAGGUUUGGGCUGGGCAUGAGGUACCAGUGCACUAGACCCAACCCCUCCCGUGGUCUUGUUCCCAUGUCAUUUAAAAUAGCCACCUCUACACCAAUCCAUCAGCGCUCCUGUGCACUCUUCUAAUACCAUGUCCUAGCACUGCUGGCACUCAAGGAUUAUAUUCACACAGGAAGAGAACAUAUUUUUGGUUUUGUUCAUUAUCUAAAUUAAAAUGGGACUGCAUUUGUAAGAGUAGGUGGCCAAUCUUAGAUUAGUUUUGGGGUUGUCAGUUGGAACUUUGCCUUUCUUAUGGUAACUCCUUUGUUCCACAGUGGUGGUGUCCUCUGUCGUCUGUGGCACGCAGUCUCCCAGUACAGAAGGCAGGCUCAGGAGUCCUCAGUGACAGAGGACUAGGCUUAAUCACACUCAGCUAAGCCAGGAGGACACAGUGAGCACAUAUCCUCCUGCUUGUGGUUAAAGCUUCUUCUGUACAUGUAUGCACAAAUUCUGCUCAGUUUACACAAGAAAAAGAUGUGUUCAAUUAAUUCAAGAAUCUGAAGUUUGUCAUUUUUUUGUGUCAUUUUUAAAAACCUAUUAUUUAUGAAUGUUUUAAAGAUUAUAUAGAACUGUAUGUAAUGUGAAUAGUGAGCUUUAGUUUUGAUAUCCUAGAGUAUUAGGAGAAUCUCAGAAAAAGAGACUCAGCAUUCUGUUAUUUUAAAUACAAUGGUAGUUUAAAAUGAGACA
Marmota monax (woodchuck) is the source of this 5078-nucleotide messenger RNA. RefSeq names its product mitogen-activated protein kinase kinase kinase 15 (gene Map3k15). NCBI's taxonomy places the organism in Eukaryota, Metazoa, Chordata, Mammalia, Rodentia, Sciuridae. Bases 219 to 4064 code for a protein of 1281 amino acids. Gene Ontology annotation, biological process: MAPK cascade; cellular response to stress; protein phosphorylation. The record is from RefSeq and is a predicted model, not a curated record. The transcript has 27 exons. Gene Ontology annotation, molecular function: MAP kinase kinase kinase activity; ATP binding.